CUUCGCUGCCGGGGACGCCCCUGCAGCCUUUCCCUCCAGGCCCUCCCCAGCCCGGGACUCGAACCGUUUCCCUAUUCCCAGGCCUAGGGGGCCGCCGCCAAUGUGAGGCGUGGGAAAUUAGGGCGUGGAGGGCUGGAAUGAAGCCACAGCCCACAGCGGGUUUUGAGAGAUCCCGGGCCAUAGAAACGACCCAGAAUGAGCCGUCUCGGGGUCCUGACACCACCGCGUCCCGGCAGGUGGGGGUGUCAGACCGUCCCCCGCAGAGCCUCGGGCUUCCCCGGGCCUUGGCUACCGCCCGCGGGCCUGUGGCGAUGGAGAGGCGCUGCCGGGACACCUUCCCGCACCCCUGGGAGCAGCGCCCGAGGAUCUGAGGAGCCCUUUAUUCUGCGGUUUCGGUUACGUAAACGGAGCCGAGGGAGCAACAUGGCUGACAAGGCGAAGCCCGCCAAAGCUGCCAACAGGACGCCCCCCAAGUCCCCGGGGGACCCCUCGAAGGACCGGGCGGCCAAGAGGCUGUCGCUGGAGUCGGAGGGUGCCGGUGAGGGUGCAGCCGCGGCCCCCGAGCUCAGUGCCCUGGAGGAGGCCUUCCGGCGCUUUGCGGUGCACGGGGACACCAGGGCCACUGGGAGGGAGAUGCAUGGCAAGAACUGGUCGAAGCUGUGCAAGGACUGCCAGGUGAUCGACGGUAGGAACGUGACGGUCACCGACGUGGACAUCGUCUUCAGCAAGAUCAAAGGGAAGUCUUGCCGGACCAUCACCUUUGAGCAGUUCCAGGAGGCACUGGAGGAGCUCGCCAAGAAGCGAUUCAAAGACAAGAGCAGCGAGGAGGCGGUUCGCGAGGUGCACAGGCUCAUUGAGGGCAAGGCGCCCAUUAUCUCAGGGGUGACGAAAGCCAUCUCAUCGCCCACAGUGUCGAGGCUCACAGACACCACCAAGUUCACGGGCUCCCACAAGGAGCGCUUCGACCCCUCUGGCAAGGGCAAGGGCAAGGCUGGCCGCGUGGACCUGGUGGACGAGUCAGGCUAUGUGUCUGGCUACAAGCACGCAGGCACCUAUGACCAGAAGGUGCAAGGGGGCAAGUAGCCCCCGCUCCAUGCCCCGCGGCACUGCCGGUGUCCCCGGAGCAGGGACUCUGUCACCUCGCACUUCAUUACAUUCCUGUGCUCACUCGGGCAGAACUCAGAUGGGUGCCCCAGAGGGGGCUGGGGGGAGGCCAGGCCCAGGCCUCCCUCCUGCCCCUCCUCCUGCCAGAUGCCCCCAGCACUCCCCUCUCGAACCAGGUUUGGGCCCCAGUUCACUGACCCUCCUUAUACACCUGCGUCCUCAACCGUUUCCAAAGUGUCUCCCGGAUCACACCACAUCGGGCACGUGGUUUGCAGGUCAAAGGGGUGUUUUAAAGGAGCUGGCUGUCAUGGCAACAGGAGGCUGUGCUGACCUCCUGACUGGCAGACACCUUCCAGGAGCCCUGAGGGUGGCAGGAGCUAAUCCCAACCAGCAGGCAACUAACACGGAGUUGGCCCCACACCAGACAUGGGAGGUGUCUGUGGGGCCCGAGACCUGUACUGCAUGCAGUGGACACCACAGGGCCUUCCCGCUUUCCUGGGCAGAGGGCAGAGUGAGGCCACCUGGCGGGGGUGCUGGGCACCUGGCACAUGUGUGGGGAAGCCGGUCACAUGGACACAAGUGUGCACACAUGCCUACAGGCCAGCUCUGUGCCAAGGGCAACGUCGGAAAAAGGAAAGCUGUGGGGGGGCAGUGGGCGGCUUCCCAGCUGACCACAGUGGCCCGAACUGUGAGGGUGGAGUCAGCUCCCUUUGCUUUCCUGAGUAGACACGGUGGCUGCCUGUGUUCUCAGAGCAGGUCUAGGAAGAUGUGGAAUGUCUGGUCCCCGUGGUGUUGCCAGGCAAGAGACACGAAGUGCUGAGACACUCCUCGCCUCACUGCGUGACAGGGCCUCUGCCCGGCCCUCCUGCUUGCCCAUCCUCACUAGCUGCACCCUGCUUGCUCGCAGACCUCCCAUUGCCACAGCCCAAGCGCCUUCUUCAACUCUCCCGAAAUGACUUGGCCUCACCUCUCCCGGCCCCUCCCCCUGGAGAGCAGGACACCAGGGAGGACCCCCAAGCCUGCAGUGUCUGUGGGGGUUUCUCUGCCAGCAGACGGCCAAGCAGAGCCCAUCCAGGACCCUCCACACUGCCAGGACACACCCAGGCGGCCUGCUCUUGCCUAUCUGCACCUGGGGAGAAGCUGGCACUCCUGCUCCCUCCUGGGGAGGCUGAAGGGUGUGGCUACCCACUGUCACAAUGGCGCACUGCCACUGUCCCUUGGCACGCAAACAGCCACAGCCGCGCGUGUGACCUGCUGGGUUGUGGUUCUGGAGUCUACCUGAGGAUGAGCCUGCGGCAGUCUUGGGGAAACGCUUCCAGAGCCUGUUAGCCCGUGGCUACGGUGAGGCUCUGGCCAGGGCAGGGGGCUGCCCAGGGCCAGGCUCACAGCACAGGAUGGUGAGGCCCCUCCCUCACUGGCACGCAUGAGCGCCACCCGCCUCCCCUGACUCCCAAGAGUGUACCUGCUGCGGCCACAGCCCUGUGGAAGGACUCCCCCUACCUGAGCAGAGCAGGAGCCGCAGGGCUGGAGCUCCCAGACAGCAUGGUCCGCUGAAAGUUGGGGGUCUCUGAGGCCCCUCAACAGACUGCCGCAGGCUCAUCCCCAGGUAGACCCCAACCUGAGGAUGGGGAGAACCUGGCAGGCAGCUUCUCAUGGCAGGGCUGGGAAGUUCAUGGUGUCUGGCAAUAAAGACCAAGGAAAAAUGAACCUCAGGCUUUGUGGCUCCUUUAGGAUGUCACCUCACCGGCCUGGGGAAGGCGGGGGGGUGCACAAGCCCAGCCCUGUGCCCCCACUGAACCUGGCUGGACCACGUGUGAAAGGCAGAACUAACGUACGGAAACAUUUGAAAACAACUCUGAAUGUGCAGUGUGGAAUCAUCCGAUUACAGACGAGCGGUCACCGGAAUUGCCUGAUCACAGCCCAUCACAACUCCAAAGCCCUUGUGUUGAAGAGGUCGAGGAUGAGCGGUCACCAGAAUCACCAAUCGCAGAUGAGCAGGUCACCGGGAUCAGCCGAUCACAGACGAGUGAGUCACCGGAAUCACCUGAUCACAGACGAGCGAGUCGCCGGGAUCGGCCGAUCACAGACGAGCAGUCACCGGGAUCGCCCGAUCACAGACGAGCAGUCACCGGGAUCGCCCGAUCACAGACGAGCGAGUCGCCGGAAUCGCCCGAUCACAGACGAGCAGUCACCGGAAUCGCCCGAUCACAGACGAGCGAGUCGCCGGAAUCGCCCGAUCACAGACGAGCAGUCACCGGAAUCGGCCGAUCACAGACGAGCAGUCACCGGGAUCGGCCAAUCACAGACGAGCGAGUCGCCGGAAUCGCCCGAUCACAGACGAGCAGUCACCGGGAUCGCCCGAUCACAGAUGAGCGAGUCGCCGGAAUCGGCCAAUCACAGACGAGCGAGUCACCGGGAUCGGCCGAUCACAGCCCAUCACAAUUCCAAAGCCCUUGUGUUGAAGAGGCCGAGGACGAGUGGUCACCGAACAGGGCGGCUCCCCAGGUCCUGAAGCCUGAGACCCGAAGGACCCUGGCACCCUUACGCCCUCGGACUGCUGCCCUCCUCGGCCUCCCUGGCCUCAGCGCGCCUCCACCCUGGGCCGCGUCUCCUGGUCCAAGGCUGCGUUUCUCCUUCUUCCGUCCAUGGGCAGCCCGGUCCCCACAGUCACAGCCAAGUCACACAGAACGAAUGUGACUCCAGAGGACCUCACCCUGGAGCUGAGCCUGGCGCCGGGUCAGGACGGAGGGACAGGCGGGUUGGGGUCCGCAGGUCCCCACACGCGCGGCAGGCACAGAGGCUCGCCAGGCCUUGCUGCGGUCUGUGGGGACGAGGGACACUGAGGAGAGAGGCACCAGGACCCCGACUCCUGGUCACUGGUUGGCCUCAGACAAGAAUGGCCUCAAGAACCAAGCGCAUCGGGAGCACACCAGAAACCGGCCCUGAGCACGAGAAACGUCUCCACCCAGCCCGGGCACCACCCGACCCCGCAGGGAACAGGCCCUGUCACCGACGGGGCACUUCGUCCACGCGGCCAGCACCGACUCACCACAGCCCUUCCCAGACCUGGCUGGAGUGACCGGAGCGGCGGGGCUCAUGGCUCCCAUCGUGGCCCCUGGAGGUGAGCUCCUUCGCAGAAGCGGACCCUUCACUCUGAGGGAAGUCGUGGCCUGCAUUCCGAACCCUAGGACGCCCCUGUGGGUUUCGUGAAUGAGAUCGAGGCUGCUGUGGCACCCAGCCCGUCCUAGCCUGGAGCACCGUGGGCUCCUGGAGGGAGAGGCCCCACACCCCCGCUCUCCCUCCACACUUCCAGGGUUGUGCCCACGAGUCAGAGGCACGGCCUCCCCAGUGUCCCGCCCUCCCUCAACGGCCCCCAGGCUUUCCUCAGACAUGCGGGAGCCAGGAGAGCACCCUUCUCCCCUCGGCUCCAAAGCGAAUCUUUGAAAACACCUGCUCUGCUCCCGUUUCUGUCACCUAGCCAGGAGGGGUAGCAAAAAUUAAGUCACGAGGGCAUAGUGGUCACCAUUGUCAGUUACAGUUUGUCUGUGGAAUCUGUGAUUGCAUCUGUGUGCCGCCUCCAAACACAGAACAUUGUUUGGACAGCAGCCCCACUGCACGUAACAGACCCGUGCAUCUUCCUCAGUCAGUUUCUGAAUAUUGUGAAUUCAGGCAGGUGUGUGUUCUCUUCUGCAUGUUUUUAUGCACUGCCAAUUAGCUUCUACUAACCAUGGUUCAACAGAAAAUAAAUGUGUAUUUGUGAAUAACAGAAACUGCACAGCCUGCAAACCAGGAGAGGGACAGGUUCUGUCGGGGGUGACACCAGGAGAGAGGGACAGGUUCUGUCGGGGGUGACACCAGGAGAGAGGGACAGGUUCUGUCGGGGGUGACUAGGAGAAAGGGACAGGUUCUAUUGGGGGUGACACCAGGAAAGGGACAGUUUCUGUCAGGGGUGACACCAGGAGAGAGGGACAGGUUCUGUCGGGGUGACCAGGAGAAAGGGACAGGUUCUGUCAGGGGUGACACCAGGAGAGAGGGACAGGUUCUGUUGGGGGUGACAUGAGGAGAUAGGGACAGGUUCUGUCGGGGGUGACACCAGGAGAGAGGGACAGGUUCUGUCAGGGGUGACACCAGGAGAGAGGGACAGGUUCUGUCGGGGUGACCAGGAGAAAGGGACAGGUUCUGUUGGGGGUGACACCAGGAAAGGGACAGUUUCUGUCAGGGGUGACACCAGGAGAGAGGGACAGGUUCUGUUGGGGGUGACACGAGGAGAUAGGGACAGGUUCUGUCGGGGGUGACACCAGGAGAUAGGGACAGGUUCUGUCAGGGGUGAUACCAGGAGAAAGGGACAGGUUCUGUCGGUGGGUGACACAAGGAGAGAGGGACAGGUUCUGUCGGGGGUGAUACCAGAAGAGAGAGAACAGGUUCUGUCGGUGGGUGACACAAGGAGAUAGGGACAGGUUCUGUCGGGGGUGAUACCGGAAGAGAGGGACAGGUUCUGUCGGGGGUGACACCAGGACACAGGGACAGGUUCUGUCAGGGGUGACACCAGGAGAGAGGGACAGAUUUCUGUCGAUGGGUGACAUGAGAAAGGGACAGGUUCUGAUGGGGGUGACACCAGGACACAGGGACAGGUUCUGUCGGUGAGCGAUACCAGGAGAGAGGGACAGGUUCUGUCAGGGGUGACAUCAGGAGGGACAGGUUCUGUCGGGGAUGACACCAGGAGAGAGAACAGGUUCUGUCGGGGGUGACAAGAGGAGAUAGGGACAGGUUCUGUCGGGGGUGACAAGAGGAGAUAGGGACAGGUUCUGUCGGGGGUGACAAGAGGAGAUAGGGACAGGUUCUGUCGGGGGUGACACCAGGAGAGAGGGACAGGUUCUGUCAGGGGUGACACCAGAAGAGAGGGACAGGUUCUGUUGGGGGUGACACCAGGAGGAGGGACAGGUUCUGUUGGGGGUGACAGGAGAUAAGGGGGUGACAAGAGGAGAUAAGGACAGGUUCUGUCGGGGGUGACAAGAGGAAAUAAGAGAGGGACAGGUUCUGUUGGGGGUGACACCAGGAGAAGGGACAGGUUCUGUUGGGGGUGACAAGAGGAGAUAAGGACAGGUUCUGUCAGGGGUGACACCAAGAGAGAGGGACAGGUUCUGUCGGGGGUGACACCAGGAGAGAGGGACAGGUUCUGUUGGGGGUGACAAGAGGAGAUAAGGACAGGUUCUGUCAGGGGUGACACCAGGAGAGAGGGACCGGUUCUGUUGGGGGUGACACCAGGAGAGAGGGACAGGUUCUGUCAGGGGUGACACCAGGAGAGAGGGACAGGUUCUGUCGGGGGUGACACCAGGAGAGAGGGACAGGUUCUGUUGGGAGGACAGCGCUGAUCGUGCGUCAGCAUCAGGAAAGGAGAAAGGCAGAGGGAGCGCAUUGAGAAGACUGUUCACACCAGAGUACUUACUCAUUUUUAUUUACUGCUAUAGGAUAAGCAACCAGGUAGUGUUCAUAACAGUUAGCUUUACCAAAAUUAAAGUUCAAAUUAUAUGUUUAAAAUAUUGUAGCAGAAGAUAUAUGUUUAUACUGGACUAUUUUUACACCUUCUAAUAUCCUGUCCCAAGUUUGGGCACAGAUGGUGGAGUUGGGCUGGCAUCAUGUCCUGUGGCCGCCCCACUUGCCUGUCGGUGCCGCUCCAUCCCAGACCCCAGGGGUGCCAGCUCAGGGCCAACCACAGCAGCCCUGUGUGGGCGUCACCUCCUACCCCGGCCCCCGCCCUGGGCUGCUGUGGCUGCCUGCUUUUGUGAAUGGUGUUUUGUUGGCACAGGGCCUGUCCUGUGUGUUCACACAUGCCUGUGGCUCCUUCUGCUGUACAACUGGAGUGGGGAGGAGUUGAGAUGGAGACGCCUUGGCCCUGGACACUUAUCUGUCCCUCUACUGGCCCAGCUCAAUCUCCUCCUGUGGGCAAUCACGUGUGCACUGGCCACCCUCCCACCCCACACCACACACCAUGAGGGGAUGGCACAGGGGGACGAUGAGGCUGGACGGUGAUGUUAUCAAUAGGCCAGAACAUCCUUCAAACACUGAACCUGCAUCUUUCCUCCUCUUACUACUGAACACUUUGUGAGCUCUGGUGGUCCAGGGUGUGGCAUUUGUCCCCUGGCCUGUGAUGGGGAAUAAUGGGCACAGCGAGAUGCUUGACUUCUUUCUUUUGACCUCUUAAAAAACUAAACUAAGCCAAACCACAAAGGAAAUCUGCACAACUUAAGAGAAACUUGAAAGGGAUCGUGUAACUACUAGUUUGUACUAAGUUUUUUUCAAGAAAGGGAAACAAAUUUAUAUAUAUAUAUGUGCAAUAUAUUUUUACACUGUGUGAUUAACAUAAGGGAGUACUGAGCGUAUCACUUUAUCAGUGUGACAGGUGAUGUCCAUGUCAUGGCUGUUCUGACUCUGAAAGGCACUUCUGCCAACGUCUAAACCGCACUCACUGGGAACGUCUGUGGGGUGGGGUGGCUGUGCUGUCCCUUCUGCAGGUGAGAGGCGUGGUGUCGCCUGUUGGACUUGCUGUUGAGCCUGGCUUGCAAACCUGUAGUGAAACAGCUCAUGUCUGUGUGCACAUGCCCCUGUGUGUCUGCUGUCAUUAACAUUGUGUGUCCAGUUGGUAAAGUGACAAAUAAAGGUGUUUUAAAACGUG
Macaca mulatta (Rhesus monkey) is the source of this 7777-nucleotide messenger RNA. It is a transcript of the gene TPPP, whose product is annotated as tubulin polymerization promoting protein. Gene Ontology annotation, cellular component: microtubule. The record is from RefSeq and is a predicted model, not a curated record. Gene Ontology annotation, molecular function: tubulin binding. Gene Ontology annotation, biological process: microtubule bundle formation; microtubule polymerization; positive regulation of protein polymerization. NCBI's taxonomy places the organism in Eukaryota, Metazoa, Chordata, Mammalia, Primates, Cercopithecidae.